GGGAGUUUUUGGGGGGAUUUGGGGGUCUCUGAUCCCCUUUUCCCUCCUGCCCCCUCAGAUGCUCUCCCAGCUCUUCAUCCUCAGCUCCAAGGGGGACCCCCUGAUCCACAGGGACUUCCGCGGGGACCCCCCCCGCGCGCCGCGUGACGUCACGGAGCUGUUCUACCGCGGGGUCUCGGCCGUGCGGGGGGAGCAGCCCCCCGUGUUCGUGACCCUCGGGGGGCUGCACUUUGCCCACGUCAGGCACGGGGGGCUCUUCUUUGGGGCCACCGUGAGCGACGCCUCCCCCUUCACCGUCAUCGAGUUCCUCAACAGGCUGGUGACGCUGCUGCGGGAUUUCUGCGGGCCCCUGAGCGAGAAAAGCCUCGGCACGAACCUGGGGCUGGUGGGGGAGCUGCUGGAGGAACUGGUGGACUUCGGGCACAUCCAGAGCACGAGCGCCGAGGUGCUGCGCAGCCUGGUGCACUCGGAGCCCGAGAGCCCCAAAACCUUCAGCCUGCUCGACCUGGGCUCCGUGGGGCUGUUCGGGGCGGAGACGCAGCAGAGCCGGGUGGUGCCGGGGGGGGCGGCCAGCAGACCCCUGCCCCCGCCCAGGGGGGACCAGGUGGGAGCCAAAACCCCCAAAACCCCCCAAAACCCCCAAAACCCCCAAAACCCCCAAAACCCCCAAAAUUCCGCCCAAAAAACCCCAAAAACCCCAAAAAUGACCCCAAAAACCCAAAAACCGACCCCAAUUCGGGUUUCUCGCCCCAAAAAAACCCCGAAAUUGGGAUUUUUUGGGGCAGGGGACGCCCUGAAGGUCGACGUGCAGGGCGAGAUCCGCCUCAAGUCCUACCUGCCCCCCUGCACUGAGGUGCGGAUCGGCCUCACGGAGGAAUUUUGUGUGGGAAAAUCGGAGCUGAGGGGCUACGGCACGCCGGUGCGGGUGGACGAGGUUUCCUUCCCACAGCUCCGUGCGCCUCGACGAGUUCGGCUCCGGCCCGCGUGCUCAGGGUCACCCCCCAACCCCGGGGAGAUGACGCUGAUGCAGUACCAGGUGCUGGAGGAGCUGCCGGCCCCGCUGCCCUUCCGCCUCUUCCCCUCCCUGCACACCGACGCCUCGGGCAGGAUCCGCCUUUAUCUGAAGCUGCGCUGUGACCUCCCCCCCAAAAACCAAGCCGUCAACGUCCGCCUGCAGCUCCCGGUGCCCAAAGGCGUCUCCAGCCUCUCCCAGGAGCUGAGCAGCCCCGACCAGGCGGCCGAGCUGGAUUUGGGCUCGCGCAGCAUCCGCUGGGAAAUCCCCAAAAUCCAGGGCGGCUCCCAGCUCUCCGCCCUCUUCAAGAAUCCCCCAAAAAUUCACAAAAAUUCCCAAAAAUCAGCACAAAAAUCCUCAAAAAUUAAAAGAAAUCCAAAAAAAUCCUCCCCAAAAAGCCUUAAAAAUGGCCAUAAAAUCCCAAAAAAUUGUGGGAAGAUCCCUUUAAAAUCCCCCCCAAAAAUAAUAAAAGAAAUCCCUAAAAAUUGCCAAAACCCCCCACCAAAAUCCUGGAGAAAUCCCAAAAAAAUCCCUCCAAAAAUUCCCCAAAUAUCCAAAUUUAUCCCAAAAUCCCCAAAAUCCAGGGGGGUCGCAGCUCUCCGCCCUCUUCAAGCUGGAGGUUCCUUCCCUGGGCCCGUCGUGGCGGCUGGAGCUGGGCCCUGCGCACGGCUCCUUCCAGCUCCCGUCCCACUCCUGCUCGGGCUGCGCGUGCGCUUCCUGCGGCUCUCGGGGCCGCCGGGGCAGCGCUGGGUGCGCUACCUGAGCCACAGCGACAGCUACGUCCUGCGCCUCUGACACAGCCGCGGGCCCAAACUGCCCGGAAUGCCAGAGAAAUUCCCCAGAAACUCCAGAGAAAUUCCAGCGAAAUUCCCCAAAUAAACGGUGCCGAAACGG
Molecule: messenger RNA, 1906 nt
Organism: Passer domesticus (house sparrow)
Lineage: Eukaryota; Metazoa; Chordata; Aves; Passeriformes; Passeridae
Gene: AP4M1
Product: adaptor related protein complex 4 subunit mu 1
Biological process (GO): intracellular protein transport; Golgi to lysosome transport; protein targeting
Cellular component (GO): cytoplasmic vesicle; clathrin adaptor complex; trans-Golgi network
Source: RefSeq, a predicted model, not a curated record